AUGUUGAAGCGUAGUGAUAAAUGGAAAUCUCAAUACGGAUCUCGAAGCCAUCGAUUAGGAUUUACUUUCGUUGUUGUGAUCUUACUGUUCGGAGCUCUCUUGUUUUGUUUCAGUGGCAAGAGUCAGGUCACAGAACUGGAACUACCGAGAAAUAUUUCGAACAGUGUUGAGCCCGAAUUGCAAGUUCAUCCAACGGUAGAGAUUCAAAACAAGACUCAUUUGAUAUGGAAGAUACCAAAUUCACCAAAGGCGGUUUUGUUUAUUGCUCAUGGUUGUCAAAGGAAAGCUUCUGACUUUUGGGACAGAUCUUCAGAUUGUCCGAAAUGUACUGGUUUACCAGAGGAGAGGCGUCUUGUUCGAUUCGCUCUAACUCGGGAAUUCGCUGUUAUAACUGUAUCUAGUGUUGGAAAAUGCUGGACGUUCGGGAAGGAGAAAUCGGUUGUUGGAAAUGUAAUAAAAUCAUGGGUCGAGAAGCACGAGCUCGAAAGGCUUCCCCUUGUCGCGUUAGGGGCUUCGUCUGGUGGCCACUUUAUCUCUGCUCUUGCAACAGAGAUGAAGUUUAGUAGCAUCGUGCUUAUGAUAGCCGAAGGAGUCUUUGAUCAAAUUAGUAUCACUAAACAGUAUCCGCCGACUCUUUUCGUGCACAUGCCUAAAGAUGUGUAUAGACAACAAAAGAUUAGAGAGUUUUUAGAAGGUCUCAGAAUGAAAGGCAUUGAUGCUGCAGAGAUUGAAUGCUUGGAUUUGCCGCUUUCUUCGGAUUUCUUGGCAGAGAGGAUUCCAGGUCUUGAUCCAGAUGUCUCGGCCAAACUGUUCAAGCUAUUUCAAGACAAGGGGUUUGUUGAUGAGAAGGGAUACAUGAAGCGCGAUGGGCGGAGAACGCCGUGGAAACAAGCUCUUAGUGGCUACAAAAUAUCACUGGAACAGAGUUUGAUUACUCCUGUUGAAGAAGAACUGAAUCUUGCAUAUGCAUAUCAUGAAAUGACGAGUGUGCAGUCUGAACAAAUAUUUAACUGGUUUGAAUCGCAUAUGCGAUGA
Molecule: messenger RNA, 1035 nt
Organism: Arabis nemorensis
Lineage: Eukaryota; Viridiplantae; Streptophyta; Magnoliopsida; Brassicales; Brassicaceae
Source: the annotation of a GenBank genome assembly